Messenger RNA from Protopterus annectens (West African lungfish), 1934 nucleotides. It is a transcript of the gene PRMT3, whose product is annotated as protein arginine methyltransferase 3. The transcript is spliced from 16 exons. Lineage: Eukaryota; Metazoa; Chordata; Ceratodontiformes; Protopteridae. The coding region runs from base 310 to 1857 and encodes 515 amino acids. The record is from RefSeq and is a predicted model, not a curated record. Gene Ontology annotation, molecular function: protein-arginine N-methyltransferase activity. Gene Ontology annotation, cellular component: nucleus. Gene Ontology annotation, biological process: peptidyl-arginine methylation.
GGAUGUGCAUGGGCGGGGUUUGGUAAGGAAACGCCACUGUUUCUGCUGUAUUAUUUUGUUUUUUCUAGCCACCAAAAAUCCAGUCACAGAGAAAAGCCAGGCUCCGUCACAGUGGACAAAUAUCAAACGUCAGAUAAAUUGUAAUAUAAUCUCCCUGCCAAAGAACAGAAAUAUAAGAGACUGUCAAUAUCAGUGCUCCGUUACUCAGGAUCUCGGAUUGAAAGCAGAUCUAUCUUUAUUGCCAAAAGCGGCGAACUGCAGAUAUUCGGCGUUGACCCGGAAGUACUAUUGACUGUAAACAACCUCAACAUGGCGACUUACACAGGUACUGAUGUUUCGGAUGAAAUUCCAGAACUCUCGGCAAGUGAUGAUGAAGCAGCAUGGGAAGAUGAAGAGCCUGAUCUAUCCCAGGACAGUCCACAUGUUCAGUGCCUCUUCUGUGCCAGGUUGCUUAAUUCACCAGAAGAUGUUUUCUCUCACUGCAAGGCAGAACAUAAUUUUGAUAUUUCCAGUCAGAUUCGCAAACAUGGUCUUGAUUUCUACGGUUAUGUCAAACUGAUAAAUUUUGUCAGAUCUACGAACUGCACUGCAGAUCAUCUGAAAUGUGUAUCAACACCAGUUCCUUGGGAAAGUGAAUUGUUCUUAAAGCCUGUUAAGGAGGAUGAUCCAUUACUUCAAUUUGAUGUAGAAGAAUGCUUGGACAUGCAGCAGGAUAAACAUUUAGAAGGUGAAGAAGCUCUUUUUCAGCGCAUCAAGCAAGCGGAAGACAGAGCAGAGCAAGCAGAAGCUGCACUGGCCAGAGCUGUUGAAGAUCUUCAGAAAAUGAGGCAGUUUGCUCAGGACUUUGUGGUGAACACAGAUGUCAGGGUCGGGAGUUCUGGUGCCAUUGCUGAUCUGCAAGAAGGUGAAGAUAGUGCGUACUUCAGUUCCUAUGAACAUUACAGCAUACACGAGAAGAUGCUUAAAGACAAGGUCAGAACAGAAAGCUACAGGGACUUCAUCUACAAGAACCCAAAUAUAUUCAAGGACAAGGUUGUUCUGGAUGUAGGCUGUGGAACUGGAAUUCUCUCAAUGUUUGCAGCAAAGGCUGGAGCUAGUAGAGUGAUUGCAGUUGACCAGUCAAGCAUUAUUUACCAGGCCAUGGAUAUUGUUAGGUCCAACAACUUAGAAGGUGUUAUCACCCUAAUCAAAGGGCGGAUUGAAGACUUGGAUUUACCUGUUGAAAAGGUUGAUGUCAUCAUAUCUGAGUGGAUGGGCUAUUUCCUCUUAUAUGAAUCCAUGUUGGACUCUGUCAUCUACGCAAGAGAUAAAUACCUUGCAAAAGGUGGUUCAGUAUAUCCAGAUCGGUGUACUGUUUCCCUGGUAGCUCUUGGCGAUAUGCAGAGACAUAAUGAUGUCAUAGGUUUCUGGGAAGACAUUUAUGGGUUCAAAAUGCACUGCAUGAAGGCAGCAGUGAUUCGUGAAGCGUUAGUGGAGGUGUUAAAUCCGGACACCGUCAUUUCUGAACCUUCUGUUAUUAAGGCCGUAGACUGCAACACAGCAUCAGUUUCUGAGCUUGACUUUUCAUCAGAUUUCACGCUAAGCAUAAGAGAAGAUUCUACAUGUAUGGCAUUUGCUGGUUACUUUGAUGUCUUCUUUGAAAAUAACUGCACUACAAAGGUCAUGUUUUCUACAGGUCCCAAGAGUAUCAAAACUCACUGGAAGCAAGUAAUGUUUCUUUUACAGCAGCCAAUCCCAGUUACAAAAGGUGAAGUUAUACAAGGAAGAAUAACCGUCCAAAAAAACAGGAAAGACCCAAGAUCCCUGAUUGUAACUUUGGCAGCUCGUGACAUGAAGCAGACUUUCUAUCUUCAGUAGUGAAAAAUAUACUGCUAGUUCUUGUUUCAUUACUGCCAGAUAAAAUAAAUUUUAUUUCUUUUUGAAGAAUAAGUGCA